UUUUUUUUUCUUGAGUGAGUUAUCAUAUAAAGCGUUCUUUUUUUUUCUGUUAUUGUUAUUAUUCUGCUUUUCUUUCUCUUUGUUUAUGUAUAAUGUCAUCUGGCAAUGAUCAAGAACAUUUAAUGUUUAAUCAUAGUAUGCUUCGUUGGUCAUCUCAACAGUCUACAAUGGAAUAUCCUAAUAAUCCAUCUAUGGAAAUAACACCAGCAACUAUUGUACCUUCUUCUUCUCAUAACCGAAAUACAAGUACUAUGACCCCUUUACCAGCUAUUAAUACGACAAACCCAGCCAUGGCUCCUCCUCCACCUGUAUUGGAUCCUACAAAACAAUAUCAUCCUGAAUGGGGAGUGAUUAAAGAACAAGACUUUCAUCCAUUGACCUUGAAACAUCAACGUGAUCUAGAGAAUCUCUAUAGUGCUGGUUCUGCUAUUACUGACUUUUACUUUUGGCAAGCUAAUUUAGGAGGCUAUUGUAUGGCAGAUAUGGCUCAAGGCAUUGUUGUAUCUUCUGAAGGUGCUUUUGUACUUGAAAGAAAAAUAGUAGAAGGUGCACCUCAUCCUGGUCGCAGAAAAAAAAAACGCGGAUUGGGAUAAAAUCCACAACAACAAAAGCAAGAAGAAAUUAUUAAGCCAAUUUUUUUAUUUUUAUUUUUAUUAUUAUUUUUAUUUAUUUAUUGUUGUUGCUCACGAAUGGGAGCUAUAGGAAUCAGUAACAGAACAAAAUAAAUAUGUGUGCUUCAGUUUACCGAAAU
Gilbertella persicaria is the source of this 751-nucleotide messenger RNA. RefSeq lists its product as uncharacterized. Bases 93 to 593 code for a protein of 166 amino acids. The record is from RefSeq and is a predicted model, not a curated record. NCBI's taxonomy places the organism in Eukaryota, Fungi, Mucoromycota, Mucoromycetes, Mucorales, Choanephoraceae. The transcript is spliced from 2 exons.